This is a messenger RNA of Bradysia coprophila, 1735 nucleotides long. Its product is annotated as cytochrome P450 2L1-like. Gene Ontology annotation, biological process: xenobiotic metabolic process. NCBI's taxonomy places the organism in Eukaryota, Metazoa, Arthropoda, Insecta, Diptera, Sciaridae. Gene Ontology annotation, molecular function: heme binding; oxidoreductase activity, acting on paired donors, with incorporation or reduction of molecular oxygen, reduced flavin or flavoprotein as one donor, and incorporation of one atom of oxygen; iron ion binding. Gene Ontology annotation, cellular component: cytoplasm; intracellular membrane-bounded organelle. The record is from RefSeq and is a predicted model, not a curated record.
UAUCAACAAAAUUUUUUGAGAAUUGAUUAAAGCUAUAGACCAUUUUUCAGUUGCUUUGAUAACAACGCAAGCUUCGAUAGACAAAGUGGAGUGAUUUACUUUCAAAUCAAGAGGCAAAAUGUUUUUCCAGAUAUUCCUUACAUUUACGACUUGCAUAUUAUUUUAUUGUAUUUCCUAUAAAAAACGAAAUGCUCGUCUACCACCAGGUCCCGUUCGAUGGCCAAUUUUGGGAAGUCUUAUCCAAUUACAUCAAGCUGAUUCGGAAUACGUGCAUAUAGCUCUGGCGAAACUGGCAAAGCAAUAUGGAGAUAUUAUGAGUUUUGGAUUUGGCAUGCAGACUGCUGUGGUUAUCUCAUCUUUUGAAACAAUGAAAAAUGUUUUUCAACGAGCAGACACCAAUUCACAUCGCUUUGAGUUUUCCUAUGUUUUCGAUAGAAAUUACGGAAAGAAUCUUGGAAUACUUUGGUCUCAUGGAGAUACUUGGGUAAACGUUAGAACGCUUACAAAAAAAGUUCUGAAGGAAUUUGGUUAUGGCAAAUCUAGAAUAAUGGACGUCUCACUGGUUGAUUCGGCGAGUCAGCUAAUCGACGGCAUCAAAAUCGAAUUGCUAGAUGCUAUUGAGGGUAUAUUCAUCGUUGAAUCACACAAAUUUUCAAUUCAUGUAGUGAAUGUGCUGUGGAAUUUGAUUGGUGGCUACAAAUUCAAUCCGAACGAUGAACUUAUAAAAAGGAAUAUGGAAUGUGCACAUAAAAUCAUCGAUGUUCUCAGUCACCGAAAUCCGUACAAUGUGCUUCCGUUCCUAAAAAGUUGGUUUCCGAACUACGUUCACCAUCCGGAACACUUGAAACUUCAUAAAGAAAUCCACGAUUUCACAAAAAUGCUUAUUAAUGAUGCGAAAGAAAAGCGGAGCCAACGGCUACAGUCAGAACCAACAUCUUUUAUUGAAGUUUUUAUGGACAAAAUUGAAGACCAUCGUGGAGAUGCAAAAACGAUUUUUACAAAUGAACAAUUGGAAAUAAUUCUGGAAGAUUUAUUUCUUGCUGGUCUGGAAACAACAGGAACGUUUCUGGCAUGGGCUGUAUUAUUUCUGGUACAAAAUCCGGAUGUGCAACGACAACUUCGUCAUGAUAUUCUCGCGAAAAAUAUGAAACGAACCGAAGACUUACAGUCGCUUGAGUUAAAAAAAUUACCAUAUUUGAAAGCGACGGUGCUCGAAACUCUCCGUGUGGGAAAUGUUAUUCCUCUACCCCUUCCGAGAUUUAACACACAAGAUAUUGAGAUAAGGGAAUACACAAUUCCUAAGGGCUCAAUUCUAUUCUACAAUUUGUACGCUAUGUACAACGAUGAAAAAUAUUGGACCGAUCCCGGAAUUUUCAGACCAGAUCGGUUUUUACAGGAAAAUGGAGACAUUGACAUACCUAAAUCCGAACGAAUAUUGAAUUCCGUAAUGGGCACUGGACCUAGAAUUUGUUUCGGAGAGUCUCUAGCGAUUGAUUCGCUUUUCGUUUUCUUGGGAGCACUAAUUAUCAAUUUUAAAUUUGAAGCCAUACCUGGUCGGGAGCCAUCAAAGGAAAAUCCAGAUUCUGUGUUCUGCAUAGGUCCUCGCAAGUAUUGCAUGAAGAUUACACCUGAACUGUAACUAAUGAAUAAAAUGUGUUUGGAAUUAGAUUUUAAAAUUAUUCCACGACACCGCUCGAAAAUGUAUAUAAUCAGUUUUGUAAAAAAUAAAUAAAAG